Capsella rubella is the source of this 1676-nucleotide messenger RNA. Its product is annotated as putative F-box protein At5g62660. Bases 107 to 1660 code for a protein of 517 amino acids. Gene Ontology annotation, molecular function: protein binding. Lineage: Eukaryota; Viridiplantae; Streptophyta; Magnoliopsida; Brassicales; Brassicaceae. The record is from RefSeq and is a predicted model, not a curated record. The transcript is spliced from 5 exons.
CGAUUUCGUUGUUAAUCUCUACUCCGGUGAUGAUUUCGUUUUCUCUUGAUUUUGUGCUUAGAUCUGCGGUUUUUCUCAGAAACUUUAGCAUGUGUUGAGGAUUCCGAUGAAUUUCAUCAGUUUCAUCUGUACUUCUCUUGAUAUAGGAACAGGCCCUAUCACUGAUGUAAAAGAUGAAAAACCUUCUCGCUCCUCCAGGAAACAGUCUCCAGCAGAGAGUCACCUCUCAGAUGCUCAGAAUUCCUCAAAGGAUGUUCUCCACGGCAGCAACAGUGAGUCUAAAGCUUCUCCGACAGCCGUCAAGAAAAAAAGCCCUCUCUCUCUGACGAAAAGCGACGGUCCAUCUCAGGGAACAAGUGUUCCUCGACAGCUUAGUGGCACUGCUCGUCCUCAGAACAUCUCAGCUCUGAUUUCGUCUACUCAAUGGAAGAAGAAGUCGUCAAAGGGAAUGAGCAGAGGAAGGAGAAGACAAAGAGGAGAAGAUUUGGUCGCUCCUGAGAUCCCUUUGGAUCUCCAGAUUGAGAUUCUGACCAGAUUGCCUGCUAGAUCGCUGAUGAGGUUCAAGUGCGUCUCCAAGCUAUGGUCUUCUCUUAUCCGUUCUCGAUUCUUUAGCAACCGUUAUCUUAAGGUCGCAUCCCCACGACCGCGACCACCUCGUCUGUACAUGAGUUUGGUGGAGCACCUCAAGUGUAAUUCAAUGGGGUGUAAUUCAAUGGAGAUCUGCCAAAAACCCCGCGAGACUGUACUGCUAUCAUCAUCGUCUACUAGUGCAAACUCUUUCGACCCGGCUCUGACAAUGCCAGGGAUAGGAGGCCGUAACAUGGUGAUUCUUCGCGGCUUGAUUCUAUAUUUUGUUUGCAGACAAGCAUGUAUCUAUAAUCCCACCACCAGACAAAGCCUAACCUUACCCGCCGUCAAAUCCAACCUCUUUGCGAAAGAAUCAUUUCGUCAGAGUGUACUCUACUUCUUGGGACAUGAUCCUGUUCUUGAUCAAUACAAAGUAGUCUGCACUGUUGUGAGAUCCUCAAAACGUUAUAAGAAGAUAACUUCGGAGCAUUGGGUCUUGGUACUGGAAGCCGGAGGUUCAUGGAAAAGAAUUGAGUUUGAUAAACAUCAUCUUCCUACAAGACCAGGAGGAGUGUGCAUCAAUGGAGUUAUAUAUUAUAUGGCUUCCACUGGCUUGUUUCCCCGAGCCAUUGUCAGUUUUGACGUUAGAUCUGAAGAGUUCAAUAUGUUCCAAGCACCUCGUGUGCUGCCUGAGUUAGGUUGGCCUGUGGGGUUUAUAGAGUAUGCUGGAAAACCAACUAUUGUUGAUCAUAGCCUUCUUAACAGCUUAGGUUUGGUGGACUUAUGGGUCCUUGAAGAUGCUGGAAAAUGGUCGACGAAAUCUCUGGUUUUGAAGCUUUGUCAGAUGCAUUUAGUCGAUAAAGACAUUGAUCUGACGGUGGAAGGUAUUACUCAAAACGGUGAGGUUAUCUUUGCACAUAGACCGUUGAUUUACCCUUCUUACAUUCUCUACUAUGAUCUGCAAAAGAACGAUCUAAGAAAGGUUAGAAUCAGAGGUAUACCGUUACACUGGUUUAAUAAGCCUGAUGCAAGCUUGUAUUCUUUUUUCAAGCAUAUGGAUAAGAGUGAAAGCAUCAUGCAUUUGGAAAUUUAAUUGCCAUUACUUGUUA